AAAUCGACUCCCAUUUCAUAACUAACAAAACUAACUUUAUCCACUGAAAAACCCCUAUCCCAAACAACAGUCCCACCCAAACCCCCAAAAUGCAAACCCUCUCCUCCUUCACCACCUUCCUUCCCCUCCCACCAAAACCCCUUCUUAAACCCCACAAAUCCAUCAAGCCCUUCAAGUUGAAGCCCCAUCUCCUCCGCUCCUACUCCUCUGACGAGUACCCGGUCGGCGACGACGACGCCUUUCUCGCCUCCUUCGGCCCCAAGGAGAAGGAGUCCGAAGAGGAAGCUCGGAGAAGGAACUGGAUUGAGAGGGGCUGGGCUCCCUGGGAAGAAAUUCUCACACCCGAAGCGGAUUUCGCGCGCAAAUCCCUCAAUGAAGGCGAGGAAGUGCCCCUUCAGACCCCUGAAGCCAUCGAGGCUUUCAAAAUGCUCACCCCCAAGUACCGGAAGCAGAAGGCCGCUGAAAUGGGGCUCACAGAGGAUGAGUACUUCGUGAAGCAGUUUGAGAUUAAGGGAGAUAUUCCGGAGCCGCUCGAGCCUCUGUGGAGUGGGCCUCUGGUGUUGGGGCUGGUUCCUCCCAGGGAUUGGCCUCCGAGGGGGUGGGAGGUUGACAGGGAGGAGUUGGAGUUUAUUCGAGGUGCCCAUAAGUUCUUUUCGGCUUUGAGAGUUGAUCCUGAGAAGGUGGAGGAGAGGUUGGAGAAAGGGACGGAGAUGGAGGAUAUGUGUUUGGAGAGGUAUAAUAUGUUCUUGAAGCAAUACAAUGAGUGGGUCGAGGCAAACAGGGAUCGCUUGGAGGAGGAAUCGUAUAAGUACGACCAAGAUUAUUACCCUGGAAGAAGGAAAAGGGGAAAGGAUUACAAUGAGGAAAUGUAUGAGCUUCCAUUCUAUUACCCCGGACUGAUAUGUUCAGGUAAAGUAACUGCAGUACAUCUUUAUCAAGGAGCAUUUGUCGACAUUGGAGGUGUCCAUGACGGGUGGAUUCCUAUAAAGCGUAAUGAUUGGUACUGGAUCCGACAUCACAUUAAAGUUGGGAUGUGCGUCCUUGUUGAGAUUAUAGCUAAAAGAGAUCCUUAUCGUUUUCGAUUUCCUAUAGAGCUACGGUUUCUCCAUCCGAAUAUAGAUCACCUAAUUUUCAAUAAAUUUGACUUCCCCCCUAUAUUUCACCGAGAUGACGAUGAGAAUCCGGAUGAAUUACGUCGUGAUUGUGGAAGACCUCCGAUUCCUAGAAAGGAUCCUGGAAUAAAAUGGGAAGAGGAACCUUUAUUAUCAAACCACCCAUACGUCGAUGAGCUAUGGAAGAUAAAUAAUGCUGAACAGAUGAUCUUGGAUGAUAUGGACGCAAAUCCUAAUAAAUAUAAAGGCAAAAGCUUAUCAGAAUUGACUGAUGAAGAAGAAAUUGAUGAAGAAAACAGCGUAGAGUAUGGAAAAGCUAAAUAUAAGAACACGACAGUUCCCAGAGUGACUUUGAAAGUAAGCGUAAAAGAACUUAAUUUGGAAGCUGCACUAGCUGAGCGUCAGCUGCAUAACAAACUAAGGAAAGAAGCUGAAGAACGAGGAGAGACAUAUAAAAUUACCAAGUUGAGGCGAAAUGAGGAAAUGGAUGAAUACGACCUUAUCCAUUGGCGUAGAUCAUUCGAAGAAAGAGAAACUCUCCUCCGAGAUAUAAGCUGCCGUCAAGCUCUGGGGCUUCCAUUAGAAGAGCCAGGCAGGUAUGUCGACCCGAGCUUCUUUGGAAAAGACCGAUACGAUCCUGAUAGCGCAUUGUAUCGUUACGACUACUGGGGGGAGCCCAAGAACUCUGAGAAGAGCAAGCAAGAACGCAUGACGGAUACUCACAACAAAUCAAUAGUUGGCAAGGGAACCGUUUGGUACGAAAUGUCGUAUGAAGAUGCCGUGAAGCAGCAAAUGCAGAGGGAGAAACUUGGGAUCAAGCCUGAGCAGUAUGAAGCAGAUGAUUCGGACAGGGACCCUGAAGAGGAAGAUGAUGAGGACGACGACGAUGAUGACUUUGAUUACAGCAUUCUGGGUUCUACGAGUGCCGCUGUGUCUAACCAGCCUCAUGUCAAUGGCACUGAAUCUCCGAGAUUGUCGGAUGAGGGAAUGUUUGAGGAUUAGUUUUGAGCUGAGGUUGCGAUAUCAUUUUUGUAGCUGUAUAGAAUAUAAACUGUAUUUCCGUGUCCACAUAAUAAAAAGAUUAUGUGGUAAAUCUCAUAAGCUUUCAUGGGGAGUUAGUAUAUAUUUGAUUUCAUCUUAA
This is a messenger RNA of Salvia miltiorrhiza (redroot sage), 2253 nucleotides long. Its product is annotated as protein PLASTID TRANSCRIPTIONALLY ACTIVE 10. Gene Ontology annotation, cellular component: chloroplast; plastid-encoded plastid RNA polymerase complex. The transcript is spliced from 12 exons. The coding region runs from base 90 to 2114 and encodes 674 amino acids. Lineage: Eukaryota; Viridiplantae; Streptophyta; Magnoliopsida; Lamiales; Lamiaceae. Gene Ontology annotation, molecular function: RNA binding. The record is from RefSeq and is a predicted model, not a curated record.